This is a messenger RNA of Ixodes scapularis (black-legged tick), 2823 nucleotides long. Its product is annotated as ankyrin repeat and BTB/POZ domain-containing protein 2-like. The record is from RefSeq and is a predicted model, not a curated record. Lineage: Eukaryota; Metazoa; Arthropoda; Arachnida; Ixodida; Ixodidae. The transcript has 10 exons. Gene Ontology annotation, molecular function: protein heterodimerization activity. Bases 451 to 2823 code for a protein of 790 amino acids.
CCAAGAUAGCGCAGCGGCAGCCGCGGCCGGCCGGUUCGUUCGCCGCCAGCGAGGACGGCGAGGAGGCCGAAAUACCACAGUGAGCAAUAGUGUGGCUUCCGCGGGUCGCCCUGUCUUGGACGCUAUCAUCUUACGAGCGGUUUGGGCUGUCCUGGGCGACGUCGUGCGUAGACCUUCCGUGCCUUGUGCUGUGCGAGCAAGACGUGCUCCGUUCCUCCGAGUCGCCGUGCGUUCGAGUCGACGACGCCUUGUGGAUACGUGAAUCCGUGCGUGGCCUGCGGCGGCGGGGUUACCGCGGUGACGGGCUUCGUGAGGCGACGCCGUGGCGCUGGAUUUGGAUGCUAGCCAGGAGACGUCUAGACCACGUGCUGCGGCCGGGGCUUGUCUCGACGCUCUUGCGAGGCCCGGCGCGAGCGAUGACAUAGCGGCCACCCCGCCAAGCCGUCGGCGAUGACGUCUGUGCCGGCGGUACCGGAGUUCCGGGACGCCGACCAGUGCCGCCAGCACGGCGUCGAGAUCCUGCGGCCCAAGCCGAGGCGCCUCGGAGACCUGAGCCGGUCGUCGCAGGCGUCGCCUCACGACCUAAGGAUGCCAGCCGAAGGCGCCGCGUCGUCGUCGCCAUCCGCCGGCACGUCUCAUCUGAAGGCUCUGCACCGGGACAUGGUCGGCGGGUCGGCGCCCUCCCUCUCCAAGUUCUCCGGGAGGGAGCUGUCCUUGUGUCCGACGCCCAGCAAGGCCGAGACGAGGCAGUGCUCGUCGGCUGCCGCGGCCACGUCGUCCCCGGGUCCGCACUCGACGACUCCGGUGCGCGAGGCCUCCCCCGGACUUGGCCUGGCCGUGUCCAGGUCGCCCGCCGCCAAGAUGUCCCUCGGACAGGCCCCUGCAUCGCCGGCCAGGACAGAGGACCACGACGAGGGCUUUCCUCUGGACGCAAACUUCUCGGGCUACAGAGACUUCGCUUCCAACACGGACUGUGGAUCGCUGAGCAAAAGCUCCUCGGAUGGAGACCCAGUGGUCUGCCGACGCAAGCCGCUGGCGAGGCUCAAGUCCCGUCGCAAGAAUAUUCUCAGCUUCCCGCUGAACCCAGAUGACUCGCGAUUUCCCGUUCGAAGACGAGACUUCUACGCCGGCUCUUCUUCGGACGAAAACAGGUCAUCGGGGCACGCGAGCAUGAGCGAUGGCCAGUCGUCGUCGUACGCGUCGUCGGUGUCUCCGCCUACGUACAUCGACCUGGUGCGGGGACACCACGACCCCACAGUUCCUUCGUCCAAGUCCUUACACAACGUCCCUGGCCAUCUCAAGGUCGUCCCCGAAGACGACCGCGUCCUCCAGCAGCUGUGUUCAUCGUCGUCGUCCCGCCUGUCCCGCCGGCCGCAAGCGCCAUCUUCCUCCAGUCGCCGUGGGUACCGGGGGAACGUGUACGAACUCCACGAAUCUUCGCCGUCUGCCAACCUCGAUGACAUCCGGCAGGCCGUUGAACAGUUGGCUGCACGAACGCAGCAGGGCAGCGGCGGCGGUGGCUACUCGACGUCGACGUACUCCUCCGACGCAGAGCCCACGGUGCGGCGGCUGAUGCGGCACUCCAGCCUGGAGACCAUCAAUACCAACAUCACGAGUGCCGAAGAGUUCGUCUGGGUGGACAACCACGCGAGGCUGGUGGAGAUGCAGCAAGUACCGUGGAACAAUCACGACGUGCUCAGGGUGCUGCAGAACGGGAGGCUCAAGGACCACCUCCGGAGGAUCUCCAUGGAAGUGGUGCCGAGGCUGGCGUUCCUGCUCCAGCGGCCCCUUGUCAGGGUUGCUAGAGAAGCCCAGAGGUUCUCCCGCGCCCUGGGCGUGUGCGGCACGCGGCAGGUGAGCGGUGCCUUGAGCGUGGUGCUGGCGCCCAGCCUGGCCGAGAGCUGCGUGAGCGCCUGCCACCGGGCGGCGGCCAUCUACAACUCGUCGUGCGACCAGCUGCGGCUGAACAAGAGCGCCCGAGCGGGCCUCCAGCUCCCCGUGGGCCGGUUCCAGCGCUGGGCAUGCGACGUGCGGCUCGCGCCGUACGUGCACGAGUACGCGGCCCUGUACUUGACGGCGGCCACGGAGAACCUGCUCGAGGAGCUGGUGCUCCACUGCCUGCCCCCGGAGACCAUGCUCACGUCGGCGGCGCUCGAGGCGGCCAUCUCGCUCAGCGGGGACCUCUGGGGGCUGUUCCAGCCGUUCGCCCACCUGAACGCCGGCAGGACGGCCACCGGUGCGCUGUCGAUGCCUCAGUGGCCCGGCCCGUGUGGCGCUAGCUCCUGCGGCCCCUCGUCGAGCAAGUCCCAUCGCCAGGCAAAGGACGAUCCCGGGGGCGAGUCACACGACCAGAACUUCCUCACCACCUGCGUGGGGAGCCUCUCGGAACUGGGGGAGCUCCUGAGCGGCAUGGUGCAGCUGUACAGGCGCAAGACAGGCGCGCCCAGGGCGCCGCUCACCUGGUGCUCAGGGGCGCUCCACGCGCUCUUCCACUACAUGCGCUGUUCACAGCUGGAGCACUCGGAGCACGGAUCGUCCCGCAGGGCCAUGGGGCCGGAACUCAUCUACGAGAGGCCCUACCAGGUGCUGCCCCCUCUGGUAGAAUGGGUCCGCGUGGCACACGCGCAUGCGGAACACCGGCGCUCGCCCAUCGUGGACCAAGACGACGUGAUGCAGGCUGCCAGGUUACUCUUGCCAGGCGUCGACUGCCCCGUGCGAGCCUUCGGUGUCCCCAUUUGUGUGAAUAUAGUUAAAAUAAAUCCUGGACAGUUCAGUCAGGUUCGCAAUGCUCAAUACUUUUACUUAGUGCUGGGCGUCGAUUAA